UACUCAGGGGGCUGAGGCGGGAGGAUCACAUGAGCCCAGGAGGUCGAGGCUGCAGUGAGGUCUGAUCGCGCCACUGCACUCCAGCCUGGACAACUGAGCAUGACCCUUCCUCAGAGCUAAUGGCGCUUCAUAAUUCUGCAGUCCAAGGAAGCUUCUGGGGUCGCGGGGCGGAGAACCGCCAGGAGGCUGGAGUCCAAACGGCCUCCUGUGGCAGACGGUAAAGGCGCCGGAACUACAGCUACCUCCGCGUCGCCGUUUCGGCCGCCAUAUCUGGGUGCACGGGAACUCGCAGAGGACAAACUCCCACGCGCGUUUUCGAUUUCUGCGCUUUCCUCGAGUGAGGCAAGACUUAGCAGAGGCCCAAGCCCGUCCCUCCCUGCCAGGAGCAGCCUCAUGCGGACCGAGCCAUUGCGCGGGGCGUCCCCUCUGCUGGUGCCCGGCGACCCCUACUCCGUGGUGGUUCUGCUGCAGGGCUACGCGGAGCCCGAGGGGGUGGGCGACGCCGUGCGCGCCGACGGCUCCGUAACCCUGGUCCUACCCCAGACCCGGGGCCCGGCCUCCAGCCACCGAAAGUCCCCGCGCGGGAGUGGCGGCGCAGAGGCCGCCCUGGAGGAUGCGGCCUGUGGCCCCAUCCUGGUGGACACCGGGGGCCCCUGGGCUCGGGAGGCGCUGCUGAGGGCGCUGGCGGGGCAGGGCGUGGCCCCGGGAGACGUGACGCUGGUUGUGGGGACCCAUGGGCACUCAGAUCACAUCGGGAACUUGGGGCUGUUCCCAGGCGCGGCUCUGCUGGUCUCGCACGACUUCUGCCUCCCCGGAGGCCGCUACCUGCCCCACGGGCUGGGUGAGGGGCAGCCCCUGCGCCUGGGCCCGGGGCUCGAGGUGUGGGCCACGCCGGGCCAUGGGGGCCAGCGCGACGUGAGCGUGGUGGUGGCCGGCACGGCUCUGGGUACCGUAGUGGUGGCGGGAGAUGUGUUUGAGCGAGAUGGGGACGAGGAUUCGUGGCAGGCGCUGAGUGAAGACCCCGCAGCCCAGGAGCGGAGCCGGAAGAGAGUCCUGGUCGUUGCCGACGUGGUCGUACCUGGUCACGGGCCCCCCUUUCGAGUGCUCAGGGAAGCCGCGCAGACCGAGACGGAGGGUGGAGGGAACAGCGAGCAGGAGCCGGUGGUCGGAGAGAGGAGCCCGCCCCGCACUGAUCAGCCCAGAGAGGGACUGGACUCUUGUAAGCCCUAACAUCCAGGAGUUGCUGGAGACAAAGUCAGAGCAGUCAAGGGUGAGAGCUUCCAGCCCUUCCAGGAGGCUAGUUUUCCAGUGAGGACAGAGUGCACCUGACAUCAGUAUCAUUGCCUAUCUCUGCCACCAAACUAAGAUCAAAGGACGGGCUCAGCUCCCUGUGCAUUCUCCCUGGGCCUCAGUAAAAUGGGGGAAGGUUCCUGGGAGAGGUCUCCAAAAUAAAAAUGGAAACUGCAUUGAAAAUCA
Messenger RNA from Macaca mulatta (Rhesus monkey), 1476 nucleotides. It is a transcript of the gene MBLAC1, whose product is annotated as metallo-beta-lactamase domain containing 1. The record is from RefSeq and is a predicted model, not a curated record. NCBI's taxonomy places the organism in Eukaryota, Metazoa, Chordata, Mammalia, Primates, Cercopithecidae.